UUUUUCAUAAGAACAUCUCUUGACUCUUCAAGCUUAUUUUUCUGAUCAUAGUAUCUGAAAGAACGAAAAUGCUGUGCUCUAAUGGCGUUAUUCGUAUCUCCCGUACUAUUCCUGUCAGUAAAUGGAUACAGGCUCGCGAAUCUUGCUCCAAGUUAUUUGUUGGAGGCCUAUCAUAUGAUACCAAUGAAACUGUCUUGAGGGAUGCAUUUGGACAGCAUGGUGAAAUUCUUGAAGUGAAUGUUAUUUGUGAUCAUGUGAAAGGAAAAUCAAAAGGUUAUGGAUUUGUGCGAUUCACUUCUGAAGCUGCUGCCAGUACAGCUCUAAAAGAGAUGCAUGGUAAGUUACUGGAUGGCAGAAAUGUUCGUGUCUACUAUGCACAUAAGGGCUAAUCUCAACAUCCAGGUAAUAUAUGCUAUUAUGUUUCUUGAUACUUACUCUGCUUAUUAUUGACUUUAUGAAUUAGAAAACUUCUAUUAUGCAGUUAGCAAGAGCAUCUGGUUCUUGUUGAGGCCACUCAGCCUACAAUAGUUGGAUUUCUCCCACCAGCAUCAUUUAGUAUGGAAGCAUGCUCACUGAAAUCUCUUAAAAUAAUUUCUGUUCUUCUUUCUUCAUUUACUGACUGUAAAAAAGGUUGAUUCUCAUUUCAUGCACGGUUAAAAACUACUGUUUAAAUGGUACCUGUUCCUGCCAAGUGAGCUAGCACAUUGCCACUGACAAUAGCAAUAUGUUAAAGUUAUUGACAUUUCAAAACAGAUUGACACUAUAAAAUGACGGCUCGAGUAAAUUGCCACAUUAACGGCCUCUAUUGGAACAUUACAGCAGUGGAGAACCAUAUCGAUGCAAGCAUUUAUCAAGAAAGGGCAUCAAUGCACACAUUCAUUGAGGAAGCAAAAUGAAUUUUCCAAAAAAAAAAAAAUGCAGCCAUCUGCCCAAACCCAAGGCCUACUGAAAAGUUAAUAGGCUGGGCUGCAAAUUUUUUUGUUAAAAAUUUGUCUCCCUUCUUCAAUGAAUGUGUGUAUGCACAAGAUGAUGGUUGUGAGUCCCCAGAACUAUUAGUGGCAAUCUGCUUAAGCUGUCAGCAAUACAUACCCCAUUAAUUUUUACUUAGCGUGAGCUUGAGCAUUAAUUUUGUAUUGUUUUGAUUAUUUUGGUUUGGUUUUAUAACCAGUCCAGUAUUAUCUCCUCUUAUUUUAGUAUGGUUCUCCUUCAUAAGUUCACAUUUUUGGUCCUCAAUAUAGUCUUGUCCAAGCCAGUUUGGAGUGAAUGACUAUCUCAAAUUUCAUGCUUGUAUUUACGAGGUAGGAUUCUCUGGUUGCACCCAAGUUACUGGAUUCUUUUAGGUGAAGGUCUUGAAGUAAUAUCUGUUUUUUUAUAGAAUCACAAGCUGCUCCCUUUUACAUAGGUACAAAGUUUGCAUGGUGGACUUCUUGCAACUCCAAUUCCAGGACAGGCUUAUAUCGAGUGUGUUUCGUACCAAGAAAUGGAAUCUGUAGCGAAGUUGCUUCCCGUGUGUAUUUGUAAAAGUGAUUGACGGGAACUCAAUACUCUUUCAGCAGGCAGGGAGUGACAAUUCGGCCUUGAAGAAAUAUGCAUAUCGUGAUCGACUUAUUGUAUGCUUAUCAGCAGUUCUUUAGAUUUGUCCCUGAUUCCAGGCUGAUUUGAGUAGAAAGACUGAGGUGGAAGCUGUUUGAUUUUACCACCAAAAAAAAAAAAAACAGUACUUUGGUGCUCUUAGUCCAGUUUCUCUGUCAUGGGACUAAAUUAUAAUAUUGACUUCUUUUUAACUGCUUCAACUCACUCUUGUCAAUGUAAAAGGAUUUGUUCA
Carica papaya (papaya) is the source of this 1825-nucleotide messenger RNA. Its product is annotated as glycine-rich RNA-binding-like protein. Lineage: Eukaryota; Viridiplantae; Streptophyta; Magnoliopsida; Brassicales; Caricaceae. The record is from RefSeq and is a predicted model, not a curated record. Gene Ontology annotation, molecular function: RNA binding.